Messenger RNA from Scleropages formosus (Asian bonytongue), 4062 nucleotides. RefSeq names its product glutamate receptor 3-like. Gene Ontology annotation, cellular component: membrane. The record is from RefSeq and is a predicted model, not a curated record. The transcript is spliced from 16 exons. Bases 391 to 3051 code for a protein of 886 amino acids. Gene Ontology annotation, biological process: monoatomic ion transport. Lineage: Eukaryota; Metazoa; Chordata; Actinopteri; Osteoglossiformes; Osteoglossidae. Gene Ontology annotation, molecular function: ligand-gated monoatomic ion channel activity; signaling receptor activity.
CGGUGCGGUGCGGUGCGGUGCGGUGCGGGUCCGCAGCGGAGGCAACGCGGGGAGACGCCGCUGCGAUCCAACGUCACUUCAACUUCGAUCAGUCAGUGUCUGCGCGGCGGCCCAAACUGGAGGAGCGAUAUUUCAUUCAGUGUCAGAUCCGCUUCUUCUUCUCUUGUUCUUCUCCCCGCCGCCAUCCUUCGGAUAAUUAAUUCCCCGCUGAAAACCUUUCCUUUUUUCCUUCCUCCGCAACGCGACUGCAUGAUCCCGAUGAAUCGAGCCGGCGCACCGUGAUUGCUAAGGAGCAGUAAGGUCCUCUUUUUGGGAUUGUCCUUCGCUGUAUACAUGCGUGUCUUUAGUCACACUCGCCUCGGGAGUUGAAUCUGCGAAAGUGCGGCCAAAAUGUGGCAUCGCCUGGUACACGGGGUCCUGUUCUUGGCAUGGCUCUUUCAGACAUCCAUCGCAGGCUUUCCCAACCAGAUAAACAUAGGGGGACUUGUUAUGCGAUCCACGGUGCAGGAGCACAGCGCAUUCAGAUUCGCUGUGCAGUUGUACAAUACCAACCAAAACGUGACCGAGAAACCCUUCCAUCUCAAUUAUAAUGUCGAUAACCUCGAGUCUUCCAACAGCUUUUCUGUCACCCAUGCAUUCUGUUCACAGUUCUCCAGAGGAGUAUAUGCUAUCUUUGGCUUUUAUGACAAGAAGUCCAUGAACACUCUGACCUCCUUCUGUGGAGCACUGCACACCUCUUUCAUAACCCCAAGCUACCCUAUCGACGCAGAUGUGCAGUUUGUCAUCCAGAUGAGGCCAUCACUGCGGGGGGCUGUCCUUAGUCUUCUGACCCACUACAAGUGGGAGAAGUUUGUCUACCUCUAUGACACAGAAAGAGGAUUCUCAAUACUACAAGCCAUCAUGGAGUCCGCAGUGGCGAACAACUGGCAAGUGACCGCGCGGUCAGUGGGGAGCAUCGUAGAUCCUCAAGAGUACAAGCGAAUCAUAGAGGAGAUGGACAGACGGCAAGAGAAGCGCUUCUUGAUAGACUGUGAAGUGGGGAGGAUAAACACCAUCCUUGAACAGGUUGUGAUGCUGGGGAAGAACAGCCGAGGCUACCACUACAUCCUGGCCAAUCUGGGCUUUGCGAAUGUGAGCCUGGACAAGGUAGUCGCUGGGGGAGCGAACAUAACCGGGUUUCAAAUAAUCAACCCUGAAAACGCCAUAGUGCAGCAGUUCCUCCAGCGCUGGGAUCGCCUGGAUGAAAGGGAGUUCCCAGAAGCUAAAAACACACCUCUGAAGUACACAUCUGCACUGACCCACGAUGCCAUCUUGGUGAUUGCUGAGGCAUUCCGGUACCUGCGGAGGCAACGUGUGGAUGUGUCACGGAGGGGCAGUGCUGGGGACUGCCUGGCCAACCCUGCUGUCCCCUGGAGCCAAGGCAUUGACAUUGAAAGAGCCCUGAAAAUGGUCCAAGUACAAGGUAUGACUGGAAAUGUUCAGUUUGACACCUUUGGUCGAAGGUCCAACUAUACCAUCGACGUGUAUGAAAUGAAGACAAGUGGCCCUCGGAAGAUCGGGUACUGGAACGAGUUUGAAAGAUUUGUAAAUAUUAUGGAUCAGCAGGUCACCAACGAGUCUUCUUCUGUGGAAAACCGAACAAUUGUGGUCACUACUAUCAUGGAAGCACCCUAUGUGAUGUACAAGAAAAACUAUUUACAUCUGGAGGGGAAUGACAGAUAUGAAGGCUACUGUGUCGAUUUAGCUUCCGAAAUUGCUAAACAUGUCGGGAUAAAAUACAAACUAUCUAUUGUAUCGGAUGGGAAGUACGGUGCCAGGGACCCUGAGACCAAGACGUGGAACGGGAUGGUGGGUGAACUCGUAUAUGGGAGAGCUGAUAUAGCUGUUGCUCCUCUAACUAUAACAUUGGUUCGAGAAGAAGUGAUUGAUUUUUCUAAGCCCUUUAUGAGCUUGGGGAUCUCCAUUAUGAUAAAGAAGCCCCAAAAGUCCAAACCUGGAGUUUUCUCCUUCCUUGACCCCCUGGCCUACGAAAUUUGGAUGUGCAUAGUAUUCGCCUAUAUUGGCGUUAGUGUCGUCCUCUUCUUGGUGAGCCGCUUCAGCCCUUAUGAGUGGCACCUGGACGACAGUGAUGAAGCUAAAGACCCUCAGACCCCACCGGACCCACCAAACGACUUUGGGAUCUUUAAUAGUCUCUGGUUCUCCCUGGGAGCCUUUAUGCAGCAAGGAUGCGAUAUUUCACCAAGGUCAUUGUCAGGUAGAAUUGUUGGAGGCGUUUGGUGGUUCUUCACACUCAUCAUCAUCUCAUCCUACACUGCCAACUUAGCUGCUUUCCUCACAGUGGAAAGGAUGGUCUCCCCUAUUGAGAGCGCCGAAGAUCUUGCCAAGCAAACAGAGAUCGCUUACGGGACCUUGGACUCAGGCUCCACCAAAGAGUUUUUCAGACGAUCAAAAAUAGCAGUGUAUGAAAAAAUGUGGUCAUACAUGAAAUCAGCAGAACCAUCCGUGUUUGCCAAGACAACACCUGAGGGGGUUGCCCGGGUACGAAAGUCGAAGGGCAAGUUUGCCUUUCUUCUCGAAUCCACCAUGAAUGAGUACAUUGAGCAGCGGAAGCCUUGCGAUACCAUGAAAGUUGGCGGCAAUCUCGACUCAAAGGGCUAUGGUGUGGCGACCCCGAAAGGCUCAGCAUUAGGAACUCCUGUAAACCUUGCAGUAUUGAAACUCAGUGAACAAGGCAUCUUAGACAAGCUGAAAAACAAAUGGUGGUACGAUAAGGGUGAAUGUGGAACCAAGGACUCUGGAAGUAAGGACAAGACAAGUGCCCUAAGCCUGAGCAAUGUUGCAGGAGUCUUCUAUAUUCUGGUUGGAGGGCUGGGGCUGGCCAUGACAGUAGCUCUCAUAGAGUUCUGUUACAAGUCACGAGCUGAAACCAAACGCCUCAAACUUGCCAAAAACGCCCAAAACUUUAAACCAGCUCCUCCGGCAAACACCCAGAAUUUUGCUACAUACCGAGAAGGCUACAAUGUGUAUGGAACAGAGAGCGUUAAAAUUUAGGGGCAGAGAAGUGGCAAUGUGUGCAGUAACAGCAAAACUGCAACGAUGGACAACGUUGAGACAGCAUACUCAAUCACAGGCCUGGGCACCCUUGGAAAUAAUGAAGGCUAUUAUUGUGGCAUUGGUACAGCGUGAUAAUCUACAAUACUGAUAUGACAGAACUUGUCACUUUAAAAUUUUGAUUUGUUUCCUUCAGUGCCUUAUGGAGCAUUGAGUCACAGCAAUGCAACUGAGAAAUAGCUUUGCUUGAGACAUAAAGGAAAAAAUGAAAAAUUACAACAAAACAAAAAUUUAAGAAUAAUACUGCAAACUGUGGGGGGAAAAUUACAUCCCAAAACAAUUUACAAAAAAAAAAGACAGAUGUUUGACAAAGAGAAAACCCAUCAUUUGCAAUCCUAGCCUAUUCAUUAGAAACAAAGGAAAUAAACAUGUACCUAUCCAAGAGACAAAAGAGACAAAAGAUUGACAUGGAGUAUACAGCAAAUUCUUUUACAGAUUUUAAAAGUAAAUUUCUUGAAAUAAGACAUCAUUCUUACAUGACAAUGCUGAUUAAUUGCAAAUCUGCUUUCAUUGCUACUAUAUGUACAGUUACUGCAAAAUUACAGUUAUUUUAUUACAAAAAAGUAAAUAGCUGCACCCCAAUUUUCUGAUUUUUUGCCAAACAUUAUUCACUUUUUUCAUUACUGGUGUUGCCUAUGUUGUUGAGCUUUACUUUUACAACAAAAAACUGAGAACACAUAUACUGUAUGAUUCUGUACAAUUAUUUUACUAUGAUGAAACCAUCUGACAUUUUGCCCAGAUAUGUUGAAGACAGAUGAUGAAAACAAAACUACACUGAUACUUCAGACUUAAAUCCACUGAAAUCAUUACACGACUAACAGCAACUGUUUUAAAAGUUAUGGUUGGUUAAAUGACAGCACAUUCAGAAUCAUGCUGUAGUACCCCUUUUAAUGGCUGUUUUUCCUUUCUUUUACAUUGCUUAGCAAAUUAAAAUGUACCCAUAAGGUGAUA